Drosophila arizonae is the source of this 1728-nucleotide messenger RNA. Its product is annotated as protein rolling stone. NCBI's taxonomy places the organism in Eukaryota, Metazoa, Arthropoda, Insecta, Diptera, Drosophilidae. Gene Ontology annotation, cellular component: membrane. The record is from RefSeq and is a predicted model, not a curated record.
GUCGCGUCAAUAAGUCGUGAUUUGUGCUGAUAGCGCUGCAGAUCGGCCCGUUACGCUCAGUUGGCUCAACGAUCUUGCAGAAGUUUGCCUAAGCCAUAGUUUGGUUUGCGCUUGUUCGUGUUUGUGUUUUUGAUUGUGUUGAAGUCUUUGGUUCUCUGUGCAAUGUCCUACUAAAAGAAUAAUUACAAUACUUAAUAAAAAAAAAAUAUAUUGGCUCCAAAUUCAAUUGAAGGAUCAAUUAAUCAAUCAAUACUUCGGAUCGGAUACACUGAAAUUAAUGAAGCUCACAGCUUCGACGCGGCUACACAAAUAUUAGAAACGGCUAGAACUAUGACAUUUCCACAAAUUGCAACUCUGGAAUAAUAAUUUGCGUUGCAUGUCUCGGCACAACUAAAAAAAUUGUGAAACAGCAAACAACAAAAUCUCCACAGAUCAAACAACAAUAAAAAUUACAAAACAGAAAUUAAUCAAGUGCAUUUGAAGGCCAGCAAAAUGACAAAACUUCAGGUGAUAGUACUGCAUCCAGUGAAAAAGGAAUUUAAACGUAAGCACUGCGGCUUCGAUCAUGAUACGCCCGAUGAUUUUGUCAAAUCGCAGUGGCAAACCUGUACAAAGAGUAUGGUAUAUUUGCUCUAUCGCUGGUUCAUGGCUCUCUUCUUUAUCGCCGUUGUCAUUAAGUCGAUGUGGCCGCGAUCCGAUGAUGAGUCCAGCUACUGGCUCUACUUCAUCUAUAUGACCAAUUGGGGAAUUUGGAUGUGCAUGCUAACCAAUUUACUGGGCGCCGUACUCGUCACCAUUUGGCACCAUCAUCCAGAGUAUGCGGAUAAGCUGCUCAACAUGAAGGCUUGGGUAAGCCCUUUUCGAAUUUAUUGGAGCAUGCACAUUAUAACGCUAGUCUUAUCGAUUGUGAUUACGAUCAUUUACUGGACCGUACUCUAUGAUGCGAAUGAAAGUAAUUUGGAUGCCACGAAUGUGCUCACCCAUGCAUUCAACUCGAUUUGCAUGUUCAUUGAUCUGUGGAUUGUGGCACAUCCGUUGCGUUUGCUACACGUGUUUCUGCCCGUCACAUUUGGCAUUAUCUAUGCCAUAUUUUCCUACAUAUAUCAUUUAUGUGGCGGCAUCAACAAAAAGGGAAAGCCCUACAUAUACCAUGUGAUUGAUUGGAAUCAACCGAGCUCAGCUCUUCUGACUGUCUUAUGCGUCUUAUUGCUCUCUUGCUGCAUCUACGCCCUGCUCUUCGUAUUCUUCAAGCUGCGCCUCUAUAUCUCGCGCAGCUGUCGUCAGGGCAGCUUUGUAUUACCCACCACAAGCAAACAGGCUGGCAAUGCCAGCGAGAGUCAGGCCACAGCCAAUGGCAUACAGCAUUCACCCUCUCGCAUCUCCAUGGUGCUGGGCAACUAUGCGGGCUACGAGAAUCAAGCAUACACUCCCAGUGCGGGCGAGGCAAAGAAAACAAAGAGUUAGACUAUAUUCAGUGUCCAGAUGUUCAAAGUAUUGUCAGACUAUAUAGGUUGCCAGAAGACGUGGUCACAGUUCCUAAGAGACAUAUAUAUAAAUCAGAUAGACGUCUAUCUGAUUUAUAUCUGGCAAUCUAAUCUAAACUCUUUGUUCUUACGGCUUUAGUCAAACUGUACAGUAGAAUUUUAACCCAGUGAUAUACUAAAUAAUUGUAGCUAAUUCUAUGUAAAUAAUUUUUAAUAUGAAUAAAUAUAUAGUAUUGAUAAAAAA